This is a messenger RNA of Ilex paraguariensis (yerba mate), 351 nucleotides long. The record is from the annotation of a GenBank genome assembly. Lineage: Eukaryota; Viridiplantae; Streptophyta; Magnoliopsida; Aquifoliales; Aquifoliaceae.
AUGAGGAUGAAGAAGAAGAAUGAGGGAGAAGGAAAAAAAAGGAGAAAGAGGAAAAUUGACAGGCAAAAGGAGGGAGGCGGGAAAACGAUGGGUAAGAGAGACAAGAAAGAGGAAAAGGAGGAGAAGAUUGAAGAAGCAGGAGGAAGAGUGGCAAGAGGAGAAAGAGAAGGAGAAGCAAGAGGAAAAGUAGGUGAAGGAGGAGAGAAGAGAAGUCACUCGAAAGAUCAAGACCCAUCAAUUUGCGCGAAGGAAACGAAGAAAAUAAGGAAAAAAAGGAGGAUAAGAGUGAAGAAAGAUGGGGAGGAGGAAAAGGAGAAGGAGAAGGAGAAGGAGAAGGAAGAGAAAAAGUAA